Messenger RNA from Symbiodinium sp. CCMP2456, 2340 nucleotides. NCBI's taxonomy places the organism in Eukaryota, Dinophyceae, Suessiales, Symbiodiniaceae. The record is from the annotation of a GenBank genome assembly.
AUGACGCUGCGAAGAAAGAGGCAGCGCGCAGGCGCCUUGUUGGCGCUCUUGACUGUCCUGGCCUGGCGCCCGCUGACUUUUGCAGCACCGGGGACGAACGAGAAGGCCAAGAUUGAGUUUUACACCAUGGACAUGUGUCCCUAUGCGCAGAGGACCUGGAUAACUCUGGAGGAGAAAGGCGUGCCCUACACUCGCACACUUGUAAACGUUCGGAAUGCCACGGAGCGCGAGUGGUACGUGAAGAACAUCAAUCCUCUGGGAAAGGUUCCGUCCAUUCGUGACUUGACGGACGGAACCGUUCUGUACGAGUCGGAGAUCAUCAACGAGUACCUCGAGCAGAAGUUCGCAGAUUCUGGACCUGCCUUGAUGCCACCUUCUGCAGCUGGGGCCGCCAAGGUCAGACUCUGGAACCACCACUUGAACAACAAGUUAGCACCAGCGCAUUUCACCUUCUUGAUGAACAAGAAUGAGACUGCAGAGCCCGACAAGAUUCAGGCCCUGGAGGAGGCUCUGCAAUACUACGAGGACAACUUGAAGGGCCCCUUCCUGCUUGGGGACGAGUUCACACUAGCCGACGUCAGUGCCCUUCCUUUUUUCGAGCGCCUCAUCUUCUCUUGUCGGCGCUUCAAGGAGUACGAGAUCCCGGCGGGGAUGGAGCGCCUCCGCACCUGGCUCGACAAAGCCAUGAGCCAGCCCUCCUUCGUAGCGACGAAGAGGCCGGAGGAGAAGUUGGAGGAGGUCUAUCAACGGUUUCUCGCCGUCAACUACACGUCUCUUGGACACCUCGAUUCGAUCAUGACGGUCGUGACAGCCAUGCGCGCGCUGGCAAAUGAGUGGCUACCCCAGAAGGGGAGCCACGUUGGAGAGUACGGACCCACACCUCUCUAUGUGUCUGAGUUUCAACCUCUCGACCUGGCCUCGGCCCUGUUGAUCCUGCUUGGCCUGGGACUUGGUGUACUGGACACGCGACGCCGAUGGCUCUCUUACGCUAGCGACGCCAUCACUUGGUCUUUGUACGAGGCACUCGGGGGCCCCGGCAAAACGCUUCCGGCUCGGCUGGUGCCCGGCACUCAGGCAGAGGUGGAGCGUGCCAGCAUGUCAUGGCCGAACGUUCGCGAGCUUCUGGCAUUUCUGCAGCAGGCGCGUGUCCCAGACCGUCUCCGGGCUGCGGCAGCUGCAGAUGCAGCCAUGAUGCAGCACGAGCUUCGGCCAUUGGCUGAAGCUGUGCUGCUGGCCUGCUCCGAUGCGCUCUUGUUGGAUCCGGAGAUGCCCCUGCCUGCCAUCGACGGGGAGUGGGAGUGUGCCUGCGACUACUUCCGGAACGGCAACGUGAUCUUCGUUCCCAUGCGUCUACGCGGGGCAUCAGGAUCCUACACAGCCGAUGGUGGCAGGCAUGAGAUCAGAGACAUCCAGAGACGCCGCGAAGGGUCCUUGGUUGUUGCCGACUUCUGCUGGGAGAACUCUGCUGGGGCUACCGGCAACGGCAAGUGGCUGGUGAGCAGGGAGGGGAAUUUCAUUGCCGGAAACUGGCGCCAGGAUGGCGUCGCCGAAGGCCCCUGGAGCUGGUAUGGCCGCAAGAAGCCCUCCCUGCGAACGCCGCCUCCGCCAGAGCUGGCCAAAACCAUGGCGCGCGAGGCUGCCAACCAGGAGCCGCGCUCAACAGAUCUGGGUCCCACUGCCAUCAAGGCAGGUGCAGCUGCCGUCGAGGAGGCGGGCGCUGACGCCGCAGCACGCGAGGCUGUCGCGCAGGCCUGGGACGUCUCCGCGCCGGUGCAGCCGUCCGGAACCGGUGGCGACCUCGCCCCUUCGGCGGUGCUCCGACGCCGGUGGCUGGCUGCAGGAGAGGACUUGCGUGCGGUGCUUGGGCUCACGGUGAGUGGCCUUGUCCCGGAGGAUCUGCAGCGGCUAGGAUUUGCCCUGGCGCUGGCAUUGUGGUCUCUUUUGGCACUGUUCUUCGCAAGAGCUCUCGCUUUGUCCCUGGGCAGUUCAGCAGAUGCUGCCACGUGGUCCUUCUUCUUCGCCAGCUAUGCUGUCGUACUUGACAUCGUCUUGCCGAGUCGCGGAGGCCUGUCUCCGCCCCGCAGUGCGGACGCCGCAGCGACGCGGCGCGAGAGGCUUGACCGCCUACGGCUAUGGGCCGAAAACGGUGGCUUGCUCCGACGUGGUGCCACGCCACGCGACGAGCUGCUGAAGGCGGUGAGGCUCGUGCUGGAGCCAGCGGGUAAGGGUGACACCAUGCGCGACAGCGAGGUGGAGGAGCUGCUAAAGGUUUGGAACCCUGGGAUGAAAAGGCAGGUCCUCCGUACCUCGCGGCUCUCAAAGGGGGCGCGGCUAGGCUGA